CAAGCGCCUAGAGCUUGGUUUGAACGUCUUACUGCAUUCUUGAUUGAGAAUUCUUUUACUCAAGGGGGGAUAGAUAAAACUCAAUUUAUUAAACAAGUAGAUGGUAAAAUUCUUCUUGUGCAAAUAUAUGUGGAUGAUAUAGUCUUUGGAUCUACUGAUCCAUCUCUUUGCACUGACUUCUGUGACACUAUGCAAUCUGUUUUCGAUAUGAGCAUGAUGGGAGAGCUUAAAUUUUACCUUGGUCUUCAGGUUAAGCAAACUUCCUCAGGAAUUUUCAUUAAUCAAUCCAAGUAUCUUCAGAACAUGCUUAAUAAGUUCGGUUUUAAUAACCUUAAGUCUAGCAAUACCCCAAUGGCUGUUAACCUUAAUCUAGAUCGGGAUGAAUCAGGGGUUUCUGUCGAUGAAAAAAAGUAUAGAGGCAUGAUUGGAUCACUGCUCUAUCUCACUGCAAGCAGACCAGAUAUUCAUUAUAGUGUGUGCAUAUGUGCUCGAUUCCAGUCAGCCCCUAUAAGGAGAGUCAUCUAACAGUAGUAAAAAGAAUUUUUAGAUACUUAAAAGGGACUCCUGAGGUUGGUUUAUGGUACCCUAAACACAACAAUUUUUCUCUAAUAGGCUAUAGUGAUUCAGACUUUGGGGGUAGCCUAACUGAUAGGAAAAGCACCACUGGUACGUGUCAGUUCGUAGGAACGUCUUUAGUGCCUUGGUCCUGUAAAAAGCAAGGUGUUGUUGCCCUCUCCACUGUUGAGGCAGAAUAUAUUGUCGCGAGCAGUUGCUGUACCCAACUCAUUUGGCUUAAAAAUCAGCUUAGGGAUUAUAAUGUGCUUGCUAAGUCCAUACCUCUCCUAUGUGAUAAUACCAGUGCCAUUUGUAUGGCAAAAAAUCCGGUCCAGCAUUCAAGAACUAAACAUAUUGAGGUUAAGUAUCACUUCAUUAGAGAUUUAGUUCAGCAGAAUACUAUCACUAUUAGUCACAUUCCUACAAAAUAUCAAUUAGCGGAUCUGUUUACCAAAGCCUUGAAUGCUGAUCGAUUUACCUUCAUUUGUUACGAAAUAGGGCUGAGAUCUCCAGACAAUCUGGAAGAUCUUUCCUGAUUUUUCGUCUGCUUUACUGCUCUGUUUUAAUUUCCUUGUUUUGCUGCAUUUUCUUUCCAUGUUUUGUGACUUGCUUCUUUGAAUUCUUCUUUUAUUAGCUUCUAGUUCUCUAUUUAAGUCUGUUGUGUCUUCCUUCUUCGUCAUUACUUCAAAAUCGUUAAGGUUCUUUCUAGUUAAUAGCUAUGGUGAUCGGGUUCUCGAAAACUUUCACAGGUACUCUCUUUCACGACCCCAUUCCUGCCAACUCUCAUCGUCACUCCAUCUCAUUUGCUCAUCGUCCUCUUGUUCCAACCUAUCAUGUCCCUUUUGCUGAUCUCAUUGAGUACGGUGUUGACGUUACUCAAUAUGUUCAUAAUCUGGGUUGGGACUGCUUGAUUAUUGACACCCCUGAGCAUAUCUGUGUUGAAGGUGUUCGUAUGUUUUAUUCAAACUUUCGGUCAUUUGGGCUUCAUACUCGCACAUUCACUACUUUGAUCCAUGGUAACCUUGUCACUAUACCUCUUGAGGAUCUUAGGCGUCUCCUGAAUAUCCCUAGGUUUGGAAGAUUCUGGCCAAUGACUCUGAAUUCCAUCAUUUUAACUUUGAUAUUGUUCAUGAGUUUGUUAUGCUCAUUGCUCAUGAGCCUAUUGCAUAUCUUACUCUGCCUGUUGCAUUCUUGCUCCCUGGCCUUUGCACGUUUCACUUUCUGUUGACUCGACGUUUUCUUCCUCGCACUAUCAUGCUUGAUCGAGUUACCCCUCUGGAUCUUUGGGUUCUUACUCAUGCUGUUCACAAUGUACCACUUGACUAUUGUCACUUCCUGUUUGGACAUCUAUAUCCUUUCCAACAGUUUGAGUAUCUUGGUCACCUCCCUUUUGGUCCCCUUAUUACUCGUCGUAUUAUUCGUCUUGAGAUCUCUAUAGACCCCUUUCGUGUUAUCACUCCCAACAUCUACCUCACUGCUGAUGAUAUCCUGGACGAGAUUGCGAUUGUCGUUGAGGGGGAGGAUGAUACUGAUGAUGAUACUGAAGAUGAUACUGAAAACUCUGACGACGAAGGACCGGUAGAGGACCUUGCUGACAAUCCUGGAGAUGAGGAGGAAAACCCUUCUGGCGAGCCUAAAGGAGACGAAUCUGGCAUUAUAGUUCACUGGAUCAGCAGUGAUGAUUCUGAAAACGAUGAUUCUGAUGACCCGCCGUUGGCGACUGUCUUGGCUGAUCUCAGGGAUGCGUAUAAUUCUGAUUGAAUCUCUCUGUUAUGCGAAAUCGUUUAGCUUUGAUCGGUUUUGUAGUUUUGUUUGACAGGCUGUUCUGUUAGGUUGCUAAACCUAUUUGUUUUCCUUGCUGUGUUGAACUGAACUGGUUUGCUGGACGUGUUGUUUCACCAGCUGUUAUUUAGACGCUUUUGAACCUUUCGACCGUGUGUACUUGGCUGCUCUAUAUUGCUAUUUCUUGGAAAGAGUAUAGUUGUUUUGCAGGGAUCAAUCGGAAAAUCAGCAAUCUCUAACUUAGGGGGAGAUUGUUGGAUUGAAAGAUUCCAAUCAAAUCAAGUCAGAAUUUCCCUCUCUGAAAAGGAAGAGUCAAAUAAAAUCAAGCCGAAAUCAAGGGGGAGCUGAUCAAUGGAAUCAAGGGGGAGUUGAUCAAUGGAAUCCUAAACCUCCCCUGUCUGAAACGAUUCAAAAGACAGAACUACAACGACUAUAUUGAACAACUAUUUAAAGGAAAGUCGGAGACCAUUUUAUGUACUGAUUCUGGUAUUCUUUGUGGAAUAGGGCAAAGGGUUGGGGAAUUGCAGUGGCUUUGAUCACAACUGAGGAAUAGGUUCAGUUGGUCAAAGGUGUAGCGAAUUCCUAUGCGAAUUCCAGUCUUGUUACCAUCGCUUUGAUUUUCACAUUUGUGUCUGUAUUUGAGUCUUUCUGUUCUUCUUUAUAGAGUCAAGAAAAUCAAAGUGUCUCUCAGAAUAGUAGACGGGACGAGGAGUAACCCUAUGGUGAACCUCGUUAAAAAUUUCGUAGCGUUCUUUACUUUCUGCACUCUCCUUUGAUCGUUUCCAACUUCCCAUGUUUUGUGCGUCUCUGUUCUGGUUCGCUUGGCUCAGCGAAGAAGAACUUGUUCUCUCUUUCUUCUGAGUAAAGAUUUGGGCCUAUAUGGAAGUUAAGCCCAAUGUCUUUCCAUUCUGAUCAGUGGGCUUAUCUUUAAACGGCCCAACCAAAACCAGCUCUUAUGAGAUGGGUUAAAACCAUUUUGGUCUAAUUAGGGUCGAUUCAAUUGCUGACUAUUUCAGUCAAAAUCCCUAAUUGUUCUCGUUCCAUAUCCGUUUCACGAAUUCUUCUCUUUUACAUCUACUCCAGGUUCACCCGCGACCCAGGCCCCAUCUCCAUCGGCGACGUUUUCCUCUGCGUCUCAGUGGCCAUCCCGAAGGUGAAACCCUCGUCGGUGAACUCUGUCAACCGUCAGGUGUGUACCGUUGAUUGGUGAUGUCGUCGAGGCUGACUCUCGGAGGACCGUUUUCACUCGGAUCUGGAGCUCGAAUCCGACGCCGUCUCUGUUUGUCCCCAGCCACUUGAUUUCCCCCCAUUUCUUCCACAAUUCCGGUGGAGAGCGAUUGCAUCGUGAAGGAGGACCGUGGCUGCGGGUUGCUGUUGAAUUUGGCAGUGGAGUAGUGGGGAUUGGGUUGAAUUAGCUGAAACCCCUAUUCCCUUCCUCUUCCCGCGGUUCUCAAAUUCGCUCCGAAUAGCGAGGCGGAGGAAGAAUAAGAUGCGUUGGGUUCCGAUUACCUAGUGGAGAAUGGGAGGAAGUCGGCCGGUGCUGGAGCGGGAUUGUGAGGCAGAGUCAACGGCGAGGAGGGUUUGAGUGGUUUGGAGCUUGGUGGAGAAUCAAAGAGAGUAAUAUGCAACCCCCGAUCUUCCUCUGCUUGGAAUUUUUUUCAAUUUUUUUAAUUAAUAUAAAUGAUAUGAAAGCCACGUCAUUGUCACCUGGAUGCUGAGUCCACAUCAUUUGUCCAUUAUUUUAAAAAGUUGGUCAAAAUUAUAUUAUUUGAAAAUUUGAACAAUUUUGACACUUACACCAAAUUUCGGACCAAACUACAGCCAAAUAACAUCCCUUCCAUUUUUCUCCCGUCUCAGAUGCUCUCAAGGUCAAAAGCAGAGCAACCAACACUGUCCACUAGGUUCUUUAGCAAUCAAAUCAACAAAACUGAGCAACCAACACUGUUGGGAAUAAGGUUAGUGACGUUCU
Messenger RNA from Linum trigynum, 4306 nucleotides. NCBI's taxonomy places the organism in Eukaryota, Viridiplantae, Streptophyta, Magnoliopsida, Malpighiales, Linaceae. The record is from the annotation of a GenBank genome assembly.